Molecule: messenger RNA, 1818 nt
Organism: Triplophysa dalaica
Lineage: Eukaryota; Metazoa; Chordata; Actinopteri; Cypriniformes; Nemacheilidae
Gene: plac8l1
Product: PLAC8 like 1
Exons: 6
Coding region: 307-753 (148 amino acids)
Source: RefSeq, a predicted model, not a curated record
UGACCCAGUUUAAUGUGUGCAGCAGAAGGAAGUGAUGCGAAACAUUAACCUCAAGAGAACGUGCUAUUCUGCAUAGUCUUUAUUUGUGCUCUUGGGGUGCGUUUGUGUAGCGUCACACAGUCUGAAUCGCUGACGGCUGGGGUCUUAUCAGCUCAAAGCAGCUUUCUGUCGGGGCUUUUCAGCCAACUGGCUAUCAGAAAGAAUACGCCACUGUCACUAUGGGAAACUCAGCCUUGCUUUUUUCUGCAGUCUCUUGUCGUUGCUUGGGGUUGUCAGCCAAUUUGACAUUCACUGCUUUAACACCAAAUGGACUCAUCUGGUGGAAGAGACGAGAAACUAAAUGUAAUAGGAUAUGAAAAGAUGGAACUUCCUGUUCUCACUCAACCUGGUCUUGGCGUGACAACAACAACGGUGACCAAUAUCACUCAGACUGGAGGAGACUGGUCUACGGGACUCUUUGACGUUUGUGGUGACACCAGCACAUUUCUGAUGGGUGCGUUUGUGCCCUGCUGUCUGGACCUGAAUCUCGCUCAUCAGUAUGGAGAAUGCUUGUGUUUGCCCCUGUUGCCCGGCUCCACGUUUGCCAUGAGAGUGGGCAUCAGAGAACGCUUUAAAAUCAGGGGCAGUGUGUGUGAGGACUGGACCGCUGUAUAUUGCUGCUACCCUCUGGCCCUCUGUCAAAUGAUCAGAGAGACGAAGAAGAGGCUGAAGACACAAAUCUACACUGUUUCCACCAUGCUGGACAGCUCCUGAGACUGCUGGCAGCCUGAUGUCCCCCUGGUAACAGUUCAGUCCACGGCAACAACACAGACACCUGGAGCACGGAGGGCUGGUCAGAUGUUUGAGUUUUCAGAGCUCGGAUCUCUUCCCACAGAUGAGCUCACAGCUUUAAAGAGAGAAUAUAGUGUUACUAGUCUUCAUUCAUCCAUAACAAGGUUUUUUAUCCUGUUCAACAAACAGUAUAUGUGUAGUCACACAGCAGAGAGAGGCGUUAAAGGGUUGCGAGCUGUUAGUUUCCACUGAGAAAAUGUCCAAGCCGUUUGGAGAGCUUUCUGUGAGUUUGACACGGAGGUGUUUUUCUAGUCUGUGGGCUCGGUUAGAAAGCGGUUUGAUGACAGUUCCGACUGUUAUUGUGGGAGGCGAGUAGAGAUGUGAGAUUUUAAGUUCAAGGUUGAAGUCUGAUAAAAAAAAUCAAUCUGAUCUCUGCCUUUCCAGCACUUGAGUUCACCCAAAGCUUCUGAAACCACAGAACAAAUGGUGUAUAAAAAAAGAAGGAAGCAUGCAAGAUCAUGCUGUCAGUCAGAUUCAUCUUUCAUUUUUUGUUCAUUUGGUAUUUUCUAUUUUUGGCCAAUGAAUCAGGUGUAGGGAGUUUAAGAGAGAGUUUUUAACCAUUGUGAAAUGGUACAAACUGGUCAAAAUAACAAAAAAGAUGCAAUGUUUGCUGAUCUUGAAUGCUGCAAAGAAAACAAGUUCAUUUUCAUUUUUAAACAACACAAUAAUAAUGUUUUACAUGUAUUUUAGGAUAAGUUCAAAAAUGAAUAUGGAAAUAACUUGGCAUUCUCUCAGUCUUUCACAUUGCUGUUGGGGGACUUUAUGCCAUUCUUGAGGGUUGCUUCUAUUAAAAAUCCACACAAUUUGGACUGGAAUUGCACUCUUAAAAAUAAUAGUGCUUAAAAGGUCCUUCACAGCAAUGCCAUGGAAGAACCAUUUUUGGUUUAAAAAAAACAUUAAGUCAAAGGUUCUUUAAUGAACCAUCUCUUUCUCACUUUUUAAUAAUCUUACGAACCAUCUUUCGUUAAAAAGAACCUUUUGUGAAAC